CAUAAACCCUACUUGUUUCCGCCACUCUUCCGCUAAUUUCUUACUCUUGUUAGCUAAACAUGGGAAGCGACACAGAAGCAGAGAAGUCGAUUCAAAAGGAGAAGAAGAAAGUCAUCUCUCUCGCUCCCAUCGCUAAACCUCUCGCCGGGAAAAAGCUCCAGAAGAGAACAUUCAAACUCAUUCAAAAAGCUGCUGGAAAGAAAUGCUUGAAAAGAGGCGUAAAGGAAGUGGUUAAGAGCAUUAGACGUGGACAGAAAGGGAUAUGUGUGAUUGCUGGAAACAUAUCUCCCAUUGAUGUGAUCACCCAUGUUCCAAUCUUGUGUGAGGAAGCUGGUAUUCCUUACAUCUACGUUCCAUCCAAAGAAGAUCUUGCCCAAGCCGGUGCUACAAAACGACCAACUUGCUGUGUCUUGGUCAUGCUUAAACCUGCAAAAGGUGAGCUAAGUGCAGAAGAUCUCCAAAAGUUGAAGUCAGACUACGAACAAGUCGCUGACGAUGUUAAAGAGCUUUCAUCUUCUGUAAUUUGAUUAGUAACUAGUAUCAAAGAACACUCGAGCAUGUGUGUUUCAGUUGUAGUUUUGUUUCCUUAUGGAUAUGAAAGAGUACUUUUAUAAAAAUCCUUGAACAAUGCCUAUUGCAGCUCCAAAAUAUCCAAAA
Messenger RNA from Eruca vesicaria subsp. sativa (arugula), 657 nucleotides. Lineage: Eukaryota; Viridiplantae; Streptophyta; Magnoliopsida; Brassicales; Brassicaceae. The record is from the annotation of a GenBank genome assembly.